Theobroma cacao (cacao) is the source of this 1830-nucleotide messenger RNA. RefSeq lists its product as uncharacterized. Gene Ontology annotation, cellular component: chloroplast thylakoid membrane. Lineage: Eukaryota; Viridiplantae; Streptophyta; Magnoliopsida; Malvales; Malvaceae. Gene Ontology annotation, biological process: response to photooxidative stress; photosystem I assembly. The record is from RefSeq and is a predicted model, not a curated record.
UGGCAUGAAUGCAUAAUCUUAUAUACUUCAAGAAAUGCCUCAGGAUUGGCAACAACUAGAAGAGAAUAAAAUUUCAUAUAAAUUGCUGGAAACUUACAUGAAUGCAUUGCAAAAUUCGUUUGAGUGAGUGGAGUGGUACAGGAUGCAUUUUAAGGGCAAAAUUGAACAUUCAAAGUGUGGUGGGCCGGGGGGGGGGGGGUGUGGGUGGGCAUGGGGUGGGACAGAGUACUCUGGACUGUGGACGUGCGAGCACUUCUUGCACGUAGAUAGUUUUUUUUUUUUAUUUUAACAAAGUCAGCUGUCACAGAAAAAAAGAAGAAGAAGAAGAAGAAGAUGGUUGUGGCACGCAUCAUUUUUUUGAUUAUUGUAAAGAUAAAUUAAUUAAUUAUCAAUUAGUCCCUUUCCUUAAUAUGGAUCAAAGAGAUGCGACAUGCAAAUCACUACGAAGAUGGUCUUAGGCAUGCCAUCCACGUCCAAGUGUAUGCUCCUCCUUCCUACUUUAAGCAGUUGGGGGAUCUCUCGUUUCAUCCCCACACAGUUUAUUCUUUUCGAUUCCAUGGCACGUCCUAUUUCAGAAGUAGUUCUUCCCUCAACAAACAACAUUGCUCGAGAACUAGAUGAAAUUUACAAGGAUCUGCAUGAACUUGACUUCAUUUCAAUUGAAGGAACUAAAACCCUGGAGAAAAAGGAGAGCCUGCAAAAGGAAAAACAGAUAUCUGUUGAUCCAAAAUCAUUGAGAGAACCAUCCAUGGGAGAAAUAAGCUUCAACAUGAUGUUACCUCCUAUAAAUGCACCUCCAGGUGACACUGCCGUGCCUCUUCCACCCCCUCUGCUACCUGCAAAGCACAAGUUCUUAAGUUGUAGCCUUCCAAACUCUGCAACCUCUUCUCCUCGAUUUAGCUCAUUUCUGUCAAGGAAGAACUUGAAAAAUGAAAGUCAAGCAUCUCCUCGACAGGUUGACAAGUUGGUCCAUAAGCACUCAUCUGCAGCACAAUAUCAUCAGGCUCUGCAGAAAGACAACCAGUUUUGGAGAAGCAAAUCUUGUGAUGAAGGAAGAACAUGUGCACCACCCGAUGAACUUGAUGAUCUUUGGCUGUACAAUGCAAAUGCCCUUCAAUACAAGAACAAGCAUCAUGGCCAUGGCACUUUAAUCUCCAAUACCAAUGUUAACAAUGAUAUUCGUCAUAAGAGUAGUAAGAACAUGGACAAUAAUAAUGAAGAUGACUUCAAAUGCAGCGCCCUUUGUUUGUUCCUACCAGGCUUUGGUAAGGCAAAGCCAGUGAGACCAAGAAAGCCAGAAUCAGUGGUGAUGGAGAAUAAUGUGAUAUCCAGAACAGUUUCCCUGGAAAAGUUUGAAUGCGGAUCCUGGGCUUCAUCAACCAUAAUACCAGACCAUGAUGACGAUGGAGACUCCAUGAAUCUCUAUUUUGAUCUGCCAUUGGAGUUGAUCGAAAAUCUUGGGAACGAUGCACAUUUACCGGUUUCCGCUGCCUUUGUGUUUGAUAAAGACAUAAAAGGGGUCCUGAAAAAUGGUUCAACCUCAACAAGAGCAACAGGCAGGAAAUCCCACGAAUCAUCUCGCCAUGUUAGGUUCUCUACAUCAUCCCCAACAUCAUACCCUGCCUCACCUGCUUCUUGCAUCACACCUCGCUUGCGUAAGGCUAGGGAGGAUUUUAAUGCCUUCUUAGAAGCACAAAGUGCAUGAAAUUGUCUUACCCAACGCGUCAACAUUUUCCUUUUUCCCACUUUAUUUACAGGUGAGGCACUGCCCCAAGAAAAUAAACUGUAUGUUACAGGUGAGCGUAUGCCAGCAACCCAAUGAAUUUUUUU